GAAGGACUCAUGCCAGCAUGAGUGGACCACACCGAGUCCCUGAGAGGAAACCUCAUCAGUCCAGUUGCACUCUGACCCCGGCCCGUGACCUGGCUGACACCUCCAGACAGCACCACCAAACAAUCGGCCUGAACAUGUCCACCACCACCUCCUCCCUCAAGCAUUCCUCUAUCUACAGGUUCACUCAAACGGACCACUUGUCUUCCUCAUCGUCUUACAGCCCCCUUAGGAGGCUGCAACAUCUCACCACCAUGGUGAGCCAGCCAAACCUGGUCCUUCCUGUGAGGGAUCCCGAAAGGAGCUGGGACCGGGGGGCAAAAGGGAAGGGAAAGACGCCGGACAGGGACGCCUGGGUCGACUACAGGGAUUAUUCUGUCUCACAGAYUACAAACAGAGAGGAGAACUGUGCUAAUUCUCCUUUUGGACAGAAGCAACUCAAGMUCCAAAGUGGAAGCAGAAACCUGCCUCCUGCAAAUAGUAACGGUUCUGUUGUUUCAGAGAAAAAACCAGAAGGUUGUUUCUCAGGUCCGCCUAGCCCAGCCUUUUCUCUGGAUAGCAACAGCCCCUUUGCAAACGGCUUACUCCACUUUGAGUCGACUUUGUUCGAGGGCGAGGAAAAUGAUGAAGAGCCUGGAACCGUGUCACCCAUUGGAGAUAUGCUGGACCAUGACAAGAAAACUGAGCCUGUUCCUCAGUCUCCACCCAGAAACAUAAACUUGGACGCAAAGGAUGCGGCGCUGCCAUCAGCUAAGGUGGUCACACGCUCUCAGUCCUCAGGUCAACGCAGGAGAUACUGGGACGGCUCGGAGGACGAGUGGGACAGCGACACCGAGCUGUUCCUGUUUGAAGACUGUCCAUUUCUGCAUUCAGUGCAAAACAGCCCAAAGAGAAAAUCUUUGCCAGCUGUGAAAUUUGUUGAGGGUGAAGUUGUUUGGGCAAAGUUCAACCGAAGACCGUGGUGGCCCUGUGAAGUGACUGUUGACCCCUCUCAGGGCGUCUAUCACAGAGUGAAAGAGCCCAGUGAUCGGCCACGACGGCUCUAUUGUGUCCGUACUUUUGGGGAGCUCAAGGAGCUUGUCUGGGUGGAGGAAAAAUCAACCCACGCUUUCCACGGAGGCUUUGAAUUUGAACAACUCCUCCUUUUACGUCGUAGAGGGAAGCAAAGGGAACAGAACAAGAAAUACACUAUAGCCAAGCGUUUUCAGAACUCCUGGAAAUCCAGCGUGGCAGAAGCUGAAUCUGUUCUGCCUGGGAGACCCAAAAUGGCACCCUCCAUGUUUGCAUCCACAGAUAUUCCCUUCCGUUGUAGCCCUCCUCCAGAAUCAGAGAAUAGGCCUCAUCCGACACUUCCUCCUCUCAGCUCAUCAGUCUCCACCCUCUCUGAGAAGUUGCACAUAACUGACGAAUCCAUUUUAUCCCCAACUCCAACAAAACCAAGCACUUUAAAGAAAUCUUCUGGGAAGAAGAAGCAAAGCAAAUCCCUAAAAGGAACAGAUAGUAAAAACUCUAAAAAGACACCACGGCGUAGCCCUGAUCAAUCAAACAGAGACAAUGGGGAGUGCCCGUACUCUGACCUUGACUCGGUCCCUAAGAUUUUAUGCCCCAAAGCACUUGAACGUCAAGGUAAACUAGCUCCAUCUCAACCGUCUGUCUCAGUUGUUAAAGAGCUGAAAAAACAGCCAGAGAUUCAGAGCGGUCUUUGGUUUAGCAAAUCCGGCAAAGAGCGUCGACCGAAAACGACCAAUCCGGUGCCGGAUCGCUCUCUCUUCAGUAAGGUGCCCAAUAAAAAGAAGAAUGGAUCCACUUCAAGUAAAAAAACACUUGCUUCCUCUGCUUCCUCAUUGAGUGGAGCAUCCAGUGACCAAGCGUCACCAGAGAAGCCUAAACCAACACAUAACCACCUGCUUCUUGAACAAUCAGGACCUUUAAAGCAUAAAACCACUAAAAACAGCACAAAGUCUGAGGACAGUAGUGGCAGUUCUGUUGACCAGUCAGAAUUUUUAAACCAGAAGGCCGUGUUGUCUGUGGAGAGUUCAAAGGUCAAAAUGAUCGACAGUAAUUCAGCUGACACUGUUCCUGACCCUUCAUCUGGUCUGUCAAGUAGCUCAGAUGUUAUAAGGGACAGAGUGCCCUCAAAGAAAGAUCAAUUUUGUGAUCAAUCCAUUGAUUUAAAGAGUGAAAAAAAGGUCAGUCAAAUCAAACUUUCUGCUACCGUAGCUCAAAAACAGGUUAGUAAAACUGACAAGAACUUUGAUCAAGAAAAAGAAAGCAACAAGACUUCAGUGUCUUGUUUGGAAGCUAAAACUAACGACUCAGAGUCAAGACUAGAAAAUCAAUUAGGUCUAGCCUCCAGGUGUAGGCUUCCCUUUGUGAAAUUGAUACGUAAGGAGAUAAAAGAUAAAUAUCUAAACUCUACUGUCACAGUUAGUCCCACUAGCCAACUCAAAUGCACAAAGGAGAAAAUAUCAGAUGCUAACGGAAUCGAAACAUUUCAUCGUCAAUCAGACCAGAGAGACAAGCCAAGUUCUUCAACAGGAAAUUCAGGACCCAUGAAGGUCGCAGUCAAGAAAUUAAAAGCUAGCGGCGGGUCCGACGUGCUUCGACUCUCAGACUCCUUACACAGUGACGUGAUUGAUGCUUCCAACAAAUCUGCAGAUGACUUGGUUUUCCGAGACAGUGAGAAGAUAUCAGUUUCAACUGUAAACCCAAACAAUGUGACUCACUCAUUUUCCAAUCAGUCAGACCAGUCACAGCAGAAGAAGACUUCUGACCAAACAAACAAAUCCUCUGACCAGUUAGACAAGGUAGACCAAAGCAUUGCACUCGCUACAGACACUACCACAACUCCUGGGCCCUCUAAGCAUAAUGAAGCCCUGGUGUGUCGAGAGUCUGUAGUUCCCGAAAGCCCUUCUUCUAAGGAACCUGCAAGGGAUGUUCAUAAGUCAAAGCUGGUUUCUGAUGUAAACGAAGUGCUGAACGAGCAACCAGCACACCUCCCUGCCAGCAAUGGGCUGAUGACCAGAGCACUUAAGGCCAUGCAUGACGUCGACCAAAAGAAGCAUGAAAAARUCCAAAAGGAGGUUGAACAGAUAGAGUUCUCUAGCUCUUUGAAAAAUGUAGAGGAUCUUGAGUGGAAACCGCAUGUGAAGCAGGAUAAUUGCACUAAAAUCAAAUUAGUAAAAUCGCAGUACGUUGACAGUGGUGAAUGCGAUCAAGGCACAUCUUCGUGCUGUAGCUCCCCCUCUGUGAUGUUUUCUGAUUUAAACGACUUUGAACCUGACGUUAAGAGUGAAGACGAAGACCUCUCAAUAUCCUCAACUCCACCAAUGGACUUCAUACCUCUAACCUCUAAAGGAAAGACAAAACAUGAAGGUCAGUCUUCAAACAUACUGUCUAUGUUGUCGCCUCCGUCGCCAUUUUCCUUUAUGAAAGACUUUAAAAAUGUAAAGGAKGUUUCCUUUCAGUCCCUGAAAAACGAGAGUGAUGGUAAACCCAUCUCUUUCAAAACAGACAAAAAGUACAAGUUCAGCACUUUUCUUAUGAUGUUGAAGGACUUGCAUGACACUAGAGAGCGAGAAGGCACACCUCUAGAGCUAGAAAUUGGUCCACCAAGUGCUCAUGUUAAGUUGGAGCCUUUGGUGAUACCACAAGAAKCUCCAUUGGAAGGCCAUAGCCAAAAUAUGGAUUUUGUUCUUAGCAGUAAAGUUUCAAGUCCAAGCAAGAGCAUUGUCACACAAAGUCARUGCAGCUCACAUCAGAAACCCAAGAGGCCCUAUAACAGAAGGGGCUCCCAUUGGUUGAAAAGGAAAAACAAUCRAAGAGCACCUCAUUCCAUCAGGUCUGGACCUGGUUUUCUAGGAAUGGAUUCCUCAUCAAAGAAUGGAAUGGAAAGCUUAUCGAAAGGGGACCAAUCAUCCAGGAUUCUGGAGAUACAAAGCAGUAGCUGGGAGAGCCGGGCAGAAUGUGGAAAAGGAGAGGUGGCGAGAUGGAGAAGACUAAAGGUGAACCAACAGAUGAAGGAGAGGGACGCUAUGCAGGAAACCAGCCUUCUUGACGUUUACACCAUGAAUAACACAGGACUGAUGCUUAAUGUUGGAGAUAGAAGUCGGGCUCUGGAMGAACAUAAACGAAUAAGAAAACCCAGCAAAAGGCUGAUCGAAUGGACGGAGGAGUACAACCAGAUUUUCCCCACAAGGAAGAAAUCCAAAAAGCCUCUCCAGUUGAGUGGAAAGGCUGCUGAACACUUGAUCUGCACAUCUGAAGCAUCUGGAUCUGACCAGAACGAACACGACAACACGCCCUCCACUGGACUUCCUGAAAUACUGACCCCGCCUCCUGAGGAGGUUGCUCAGACGGCGMCGCCUCUUGAGCUGCAGAGUCCUAAAACUGAACUCCCAUCAACCCGAGAUCCACCGAUGCUUUCUGUGAACACGCUGACCCCCCCUCCUGAGGCCGAGCCCUCGCCAUCAGAAAGCCUUGUGAAAGAAAACAAAGGUGCUGCUGCGUUUGAGAAGAAGCGGAAAAGGAAGCCCACCCAGAAGAUCCUGGAGUACAGUCUGGAAGCUGAGGCAUCAACUGGACCCAAGAAGAAGAUCCUGCACCGUCGUCGUUUAAAUCCAAGAGCAAAGCCCUGAGCUCAGCCCCGGACAUCAGCACCUGCACACCUGUACCCUCCUGUCAAACUUCCCCUCCACCCACCACGUCAGCCACGGCCCCUCCUGAACCAGCAGAUUCUCCUCAGCCCGAUGAAGACCACCCUCAGGAGGACAUGAAAGAAGCUGAAGAGUCAGAGAUGGACCAGUCUGGGCUGGACCACAGGUUCUCUGUGAAGGACGACUUGUUGCUGUGUGAUGACUCUGCUCUACCUGUGAGGAAGAUCAUCGGGGACCGAGGGGGUCCAGCCUCCAUGAAGGAGAAUGUGUGCCAGGUGCACACCUGCUUCGUGUGUAAAAAGCGCGGCGAGGAUGUGCGACGCUGCAUGAUUCCGGUCUGCGGGAAGUUUUAUCACGGAGAGUGCAUCGCAAACUUCGCCCCGACGGCGCCGGUGAACCGAGGUUUCCGCUGCUCCAUCCACGUCUGCCUCACCUGCUUCAUCGCCAGUCCCAACAGCUCGUCCGUCUCUAAAGGUCGACUGGUGCGAUGCGUUCGCUGCCCCGUGGCGUAUCACGCCACAGACUUGUGCAUGGCGGCGGGCUGCGUGGUGCUUUCCAACAACAGCAUCAUCUGCCCCAACCAUUUCUCCCCCCGGCGCGGCGUCAAGAACCACGAGCACGUUAACGUUAGCUGGUGCUUCGUCUGCACUGAAGGAGGAAGCCUCCUCUGCUGCGAGUCGUGUCCGGCGGCGUUUCACCGCGAGUGUUUGAACAUGGAGAUGCCCAAAGGCAGCUGGUUCUGCAACGACUGCAAGGCUGGGAAGAAACCUCGCUACAAGGACAUCCUGUGGGUGAAGGUCGGGCGCUACAGGUGGUGGCCUGCGGAGGUCAGCCAUCCCAAAACCAUCCCAGAUAACAUCCAGCGGAUGAGACACGAUGUGGGCGAGUUCCCGGUCCACUUCUUCGGCUCCAACGACUACYUGUGGACCUACCAGGCCAGGGUCUUCCCCUACAUGGACGUGGACGCUAACAGCAAGGAGAAGAUGGGCAAAGGUGUGGACGCCACCUAYAAGAAAGCUUUGGAGGAGGCAGCUGUGAGAUUUCGUGAGCUGCAGGCAGAGAAGGAGCUACGGCAGCUUCAGGAGGACAAAAAGAACGACAGGAAGCCSCCGCCGUACAAACACAUCAAGGUGAAUCGGCCAAUAGGAAAAGUUCAGAUCUUCACUGCGGACCUGUCAGAGAUCCCACGCUGCAACUGCAAGGCGACAGACGACAGUCCAUGUGGGAUGGACUCGGAGUGCAUCAACCGCAUGUUGUUGUACGAAUGUCACCCUCAGGUUUGCCCAGCGGGCGAGCGGUGCCUCAACCAGACCUUCACCAAGCGUCAGUACAGCCAGGUGGAGAUCUUCAGGACUCUUUCUCGAGGCUGGGGGCUUCGCUGCGUCCACGACAUCAAGAAGGGCCACUUCGUGACCGAGUACGUCGGGGAGGUGAUCGACGAGGAGGAGUGCAGGUCUAGGAUCAAACACGCACAAGAGCACGACAUCUGUAACUUCUACAUGUUGACUCUGAACAAGGACCGAAUAAUCGAUGCCGGGCCAAAGGGCAACGAGGCUCGCUUCAUGAACCACAGCUGUCAGCCCAACUGUGAAACUCAGAAGUGGACAGUGAGCGGAGACACACGCGUGGGACUUUUCGCUCUUGUGGACAUCACUGCAGGCACAGAGCUCACCUUCAACUACAACCUGGAGUGUUUGGGAAACGGGAAGACGGUGUGUAAAUGUGGAGCACCAAACUGCAGUGGAUUUCUGGGCGUCAGACCAAAGAACAAUCCUCCAUCUGAGGACAAAGGUCGCAGGCUGAAGAGGAGAGGCCACGGCAGGAGGAGGAAGAAGGUGGUGUUGACCAAAGAGAGAGAGGACGAGUGUUUCAGCUGUGGGGACGGAGGACAGAUGGUUUCCUGUAAGAAACCUGGAUGCCCCAAAGUCUACCACGCAGACUGCCUGAACCUCACCAAGAGGCCUGCAGGUCGUUGGGAGUGUCCGUGGCACCAGUGCGACGUAUGUGGCAAGGAGGCAGCGUCCUUCUGUGAAAUGUGCCCCAGCUCCUACUGCCGCCAGCAUCGUGAAGGCCUGCUCUUCAUCUCCAAACUGGACGGCAAGCUGUGCUGCAGCGAGCACGACCCCUGUGGGCCGGAGCCUCUGGAGCCGGGGGAGAUCCGGGAGUACGCGCCGGAACCCAGAGCCCUCCCCCCAGGGCUGGGCAUGGCCGUCAUCCCCUCAGCUGCCUCCACCGGUGGUCUCACCCGGAGCAGCUGCAGCGUGGAGAAGAUGGGCGGCAGCGGUGAAACAUCCAAGUCUUUUUCUUCRUUUUCCAUCCCGGUGCCCCUCCCCGCUCCUCCCACCUCCCCUUCCCACAGCAGCUCCGACACUCCCAGCAGCCCCCACGUGUUCGACCUCCCGCACUACUCACCCAUUUCCUCGUACGAGGAGGAGCGGGACAUCCUGGAAGACGAAGAGGGGCUGCUGGCAGAGGAGGAGGAAGAGGAGGAGGAGGAAGAGUUAGUGGAAGAAAGUGACRUUAGGAGGCAGAGAUCAGACUCUCAGGAGGACGAGGAAGAGGAGGUGAGCCUGGAGUACCUGGAGCUCAAAGAUGAKGAGGAGGAGGAGGAUGAGUGAUGCACAGAAAGUUCUUCUCUACAAGUAGCAUUUAUUCACUGUCGUCCAGGAAUCAGAUACGGAGCCCGAGAGGGGACAUGGGUUUUUUUUCCUUUUGCGUUCCCUCGCAAUACCUUUGCGUUACCUCGCAAUAUUGUUUUGCGUUCCCUCACAA
Messenger RNA from Austrofundulus limnaeus, 7424 nucleotides. RefSeq names its product nuclear receptor binding SET domain protein 1b (gene nsd1b). Gene Ontology annotation, molecular function: histone methyltransferase activity; protein binding. The record is from RefSeq and is a predicted model, not a curated record. Gene Ontology annotation, cellular component: nucleus. Lineage: Eukaryota; Metazoa; Chordata; Actinopteri; Cyprinodontiformes; Rivulidae.